Drosophila albomicans is the source of this 889-nucleotide messenger RNA. RefSeq names its product serine protease 1-like. Lineage: Eukaryota; Metazoa; Arthropoda; Insecta; Diptera; Drosophilidae. The record is from RefSeq and is a predicted model, not a curated record. Gene Ontology annotation, biological process: proteolysis. Bases 28 to 846 code for a protein of 272 amino acids. Gene Ontology annotation, molecular function: serine-type endopeptidase activity. The transcript has 2 exons.
UGUUCAUAGUCUUCAGAAGAUUCGAAAAUGAAGGUGCUCGUUGUAUUCGCUUUGGCCUUGGCCUACGCCUCGGCAUCGGCUCUGCGUGGCGAGAUUGAGCCACGUAACGUCUACAUGCCCGUGCUCGAUGGUCCCGAGGGUCGCAUCACCAACGGCAAGGAUGCCUCCGCCGAUCAGUUCCCCUACCAGGUUGGACUUUCUCUGCAGAUUGGCUCCAGCUCUGCCUGGUGCGGUGGCUCCUUGAUUGGCCACGAAUGGGUUCUGACUGCCGCUCACUGCACUGAUGGUGUCGAUGCCGUCACCGUUCACUUGGGCAGCACUGUGCGCUCCAGCCCCAAGGUUAAGCACACAGUCAGCAAGGACAAGAUCAUCAUCCACUCCGACUGGAACAGCAGGACUCUGUUGAACGACAUCUCGCUCAUCCGCAUCCCAUCCGUCGAGUACAGCAGCGCCAUCCGUGCCGUUGAGCUGCCCAAGAUCGAUUCCCACUACUCGACCUACUCCGGUGAUGAGGCCAUCGCUUCCGGCUGGGGCCGCACCUCCGACUCCUCCAGCUCUGUUGCCGCCCACCUGCAGUACGCUCACCUCACCAUCAUCACCAACAGCGCUUGCCAGCGUACCUAUGGCACCACCAUCCGUUCCUCCAACAUCUGUGUGUCCACCCCAGCGGCUGUGUCCACCUGCAACGGCGACUCUGGCGGCCCAUUGGUGCUCGAGUCCAGCAAGGUCCAGAUCGGUCUGACUUCCUUCGGUUCCUCUGCCGGUUGCGAGAAGAACUACCCAGCUGCUUUCACCCGUGUCACCAGCUACCUCGACUGGAUCAAGGACCACACCGGCAUCCACUAAGCGGUUGUUGUUUCUUACCCAAUAAAUCAAUUUAUAAAUAGCA